This is a messenger RNA of Gambusia affinis (western mosquitofish), 6128 nucleotides long. RefSeq lists its product as uncharacterized. The record is from RefSeq and is a predicted model, not a curated record. Lineage: Eukaryota; Metazoa; Chordata; Actinopteri; Cyprinodontiformes; Poeciliidae. Gene Ontology annotation, molecular function: ATP binding; ATP-dependent protein folding chaperone. The transcript is spliced from 18 exons. The coding region runs from base 2473 to 5670 and encodes 1065 amino acids.
CAGCUCAGGCUUCGCUGUGGUUGGGUUGGCCAGGUGCAUCAUUCAUCAUUUAAUAGCAAGGCACGUGGGGUUGCUAUUCUAAUACAUAAAUCUGUUCCCUUCUCUGUGACCAAAGUCAUAUCAGACCCUAACGGCCGUUAUGUUAUUGUUCUGGGAAGAAUUAGCAGCAGCAAUUUGGCAUUAGUAAACAUAUAUGGUCCAAACUGGGAUGAUGAGGACUUCUUCAAAAAAAAUUUCUUCCCACUUCUUGAUCUAAAUAAAAGCCAGCUCAUUCUUGGGGGUGACUUUAACUGCUGCCUUGACCCUUUACUUGACCGUUCCUCAAGCAAGUCAUAUUCAGUCUCUAAGUCAUCCAAAGUUCUACAUACAUUUAUGCAGCAAUAUGCAGUCUCAGAUGUUUGGCGAUAUUUUAACCUUAACACCAGAAAAUUUUCCUUUUUUUCCCCAGUGCAUUCUACUUUCUCUAGAAUUGACUUCUUUCUUCUUGAUAACAAACUGCUCUCCUCAGUUAAGUCAUGUUGCUAUAAUCCCAUUGUAAUCUCAGACCACUCUCCUGUCAUCUUGGACCUAACUCUCCCAGGCAGACCAGCUUCACGGCCACCGUGGCACUUUAAAUCCAUUUUACUCAAUGAUACUGUUUUUGUCAAAACUAUGAAUGACCGUUUAGACCUGUUUGUCUCCUCUAAUUUUACUCCAGAUGUAUCUGCUGCAACAAUUUGGGAGACAUGUAAGGCAUAUUUACGGGGAGAGAUAAUAACUUACUCAGCAUAUCUUAGAAGAACAACCACACAAAAAUGUCUUACCCUAUCUAAUGCUAUAUCUGACCUGCAAACAAAAUGUGCAGAGUCCCCUGCUCCAGACCUUAUAAAAAGUUUGUUGAUAAAAAAGGGCUGAAUUUGACACUCUAGCCUCUGACACAGCUGUAGCACUAUUAUUAAAAUCCCGUUAUAGUUAUUAUGAGUUUGGUGACAAGCCCAGCAAAAUUCUUGCUCAUCAGAUCCGACAGAGUUUCAAACCAGCACAUCGCUGAAAUUAACAUCUCCAAUGGGACUUCUAUUAAUCCACAAAUGAUCAACAAUCAGUUUAGAGACUUCUAUUCUGCUUUAUACACCUCAGAGUGUUCACCCGAUCAUGCUCAAUAUGAAAGUUUCUUUGAUAGUUUUACUAUCCCUACGAUUGAUCCAGAAACUGCCUCUGAUUUAGACAAGCCCUUUACACUCGCUGAGGUCAAGAGUGCCAUAUUAUCAAUGCAAAGUGGAAAAUGCCCUGGACCUGAUGGCUUUCCAUCAGAGUUCUAUAAGGUCUUUUCUGACAAGCUAUCUCCACUUCUGCUUCACAUGCUUAAAGAAGCAGGUGAAUUUGGUGUUCUCCCUCUCACAAUGCGACAAGCUACUAUCUCGCUUAUCCUAACUAUCCAACCAACAUGAAAAGCAUUUUGUGCAAACUACUGUAGCAGCAUAAAUGGUACGCUGCCACUUUAAGCCCAAUUUUGACUGCUGUAUAUAAGCAGGUCUCCACCUGCCACAAGGCUGCUUGCAUCAUGACGUCAUAUCAUUCUGCUUCCUUUGUCUGCUGAACUGUGCUGGGUAAGCGUGGCUGUUUCUUUGUUUAUCAGCUGUAAUUUUGGCCAUUAAUGCAAACUGGUCUGCUCUGUUUAGCCUCCUUUGCUGCUCCUCGAAAAUCUGGACCGAACUGUUUGUUUGUUUGCUUGCUGCCGGGAAGGUAAGGGCUAGCAUGGCUAGGUAACAUCCACCCCAUGUAAACAAAGCCUUUACGUAGCAUUUUGUUACAGCUGCGCUGCAUAGGCAGAAUUGUGAAACCGUUUAUCUGGCAGCCUGGUAGUGCAACAGGUAAGCAGCUACCAUAAGUUAUAGUUUUUGUCAGCAGUUGUAUUGAUGAUUUGCUCUAUUUUUUUAGCCUCCUGAUGAGUCUCUGACCACCAUUAUAUUGGGAUUGACACUCGCUGCUGUUUUGCCAAAAAGAAAUGCUUUAAAUGACCUACCUGAACUUUCCCCUACUGCCAGGAGCAUUGAUGGCACUACCAACUGGAUAAAGUGCAACAUUGUAGGGCUAUUGCACCACUGUUUUACUCAUAUUGUUUCAUUUUUGUCUUUCUUUUAGGGACUGAGGCUUCUGUGGUGGCGGUGUCUUGUUUUGUGUGUUUUGUUGGAGCACCUUCUUUUUUUGUUUGCCGUGUUUUUGUAGUGUCCAGGGUGAUCCCCUUUCUUCACUGGAUGUUGCCCCUUUUUUCACCCCCCUGCCCUCACUGCAUCUCGGGAGUCUUCGACUGUAAAAGUGGAGGUUUAUAAUGGAGAACAGUUUGUCGUUCUGCCCUGCCAGUACAGCCAAGUAUUAGAAGAGAUUCUCACAGUGAAAUGGAGCCGCUAUGAUCUCAGUCCCAAUACUGUCCAUCAACAGCGAGAAGGAGACGACCUACAUUCACAAAAUCAGCUUUUCAAAGGACGAACAUCAAUGACACCUCAUUCUCUAGAUUCUGGCAACUUCAGCCUCACUUUGAAAAAACCCCAACUUUCUGACAGCGGGAUCUAUAUCUGCAGUAUCAUUGAUGAUGAAGGAGAGAAAAAGCUAUCAGACGUGCAGCUGCAUGUCAAAGCCUCUAAGGAUGCUUUGACCGUUAAAGUGGAGGUUCAGUGGGCCCAAUUUGUUGUGCUUCCCUGUCAGUACAAUCAAGUAUUGGAAGAGAUUGUAACAGUGAAAUGGAGCCGCUAUGAUCUUAAUCCCAACAUUGUCCAUCAAAGACAAGAAGGAGACGACCUGCGUGAACAGAACCAGGUUUUCAAUGGACGAACAUCAAUGAGACCCGAUGCUCUGUCCUCUGGUGACUUCAGCCUCACUCUUAACGAACCCCCAGUAUCCGACAGUGGGAACUACACCUGCACCAUCAUUAAUGAAGAAGAAGAGAUAAAGCUGUCAGAAGUGCAGCUGUAUGUCAAAGCAAUUCCAACUUGGGUUAUAGUUCUGCUGGUCCUGCUGGUUUUGCUGGUUCUUACAGUUUUUGUGGGCCUUUUUUUUAAGUUCCGACAAUAUUUAAUGUCAGAAAUUUCUCCACAGGCCAGAAUUCUCUUGGUUCUACUGGUUUUGCUGGUUCUUGUUCUUGUUUCUGGGGCCCUUCUAUUCUAUUUCCAACAUAAAUUUAAGUCAAAAAUUCCAGCUUUGGCGUUAGGCGUCCUGUUUCUGCUGUUGUUUCUCACUCUCAAUGUGAGCACUUGUUUCCAUUUUCGACAACGAUACAUAUCAAAAAUUUCAUUUUGGACCAGAAUUCUCCUGAUUAUGCGGAUUUUCUUGGUUCUGCUGGGUUCUGCUGUUUCUGUGGGAUGGUUUUUUAAUUUUAUACCAGGAAUAUAUUUAACAUUUUUAGGAAUUGCUGUUGUCGUGACGGCUGUUCUUGCUAUUUCUGCGGAGAUUGUAUUUCAUUUCAAAGACUAUUUGCUACCAGAAAAUUCAAUUUGGAUCAGAAUGCUCCUGGAGUUGUUGUUUAUGCUGGUUCUGUUUUCCUUUCAUGCAAGUAUUUUUUCUGGCAUCCAAGGCUACUCAAAGUCAGAAAUAUUUUCAACUUGGUUUGGAAUCGUCAUGAUCUUCCAUAUUCAGGUGUUUCUUGUCUCUGAGACUGGUGACCUGCAUUUUCAUUUUCGAAACAAUCUGCUGUCAGAUAUGUCAGAUAAGGUGAGAAUUUUCCUGGAUUUGCUGGUUAUGCUGGUUUUGUUUUCCGUGGAUGGAGGCCUCUUAUUUUAUUUCCGAGACAAUCUGAUGUCAGAAAUUCCAACUUGGGCCAGAAUUUUCCUGGUUCUUUGGAUUCUCCUGGUUUUUAGUGUUCAUGUGGGUCUUUUACUCUUUUUUCGGCAAAACUUUAUGUUAGUUUACAGGGUGGAGGUGGAUUCAGGAGUGGAGUCUGUUCUGUUGCCAUUUCAAACUUCACUCCGUCUGCCUAAAGAAGUCCAGGUAACAUGGACCAACAGCUCUGACAGAAUCAUCCACAAGGCUCAGGGGGACUCGUGUGGCUUGUUAAGGCUUGAAGAACAAGACUGCCAGUAUGCAGACAGAACAGAGAUGGACGAAACAUUUACACUGGGAGACCUCAGUUUGACAUUGAAGAAUCCAACAGACAGAGACACAGACAGCUACACAUGCACCGUCUCUAAGAAAUCAGGAAAAAUCCUGGUCAAGAAAAAAGUUCUGCUCAAUGUCAAAGCUGGACCCGACUCUCUCAUCGUAGCCAUUGACUUUGGUUCAGGAUUCAGCGGCUUCGCCUUCAAUGUUAAACCCAGAGAGGAAGGAGGUGAGACCCAGAUAAAGAGAUGGAGUAAUGGACUUGGACUAGACACCCCAAAGACUCCAACCUGCAUCCUGUUUGAUGAACAUGAAGAAUUUAUGAAGUUUGGUUAUGAAGCUAAAACAGCAUUUACCAAUAUGAGAGAAGAAGAAGAAGCUCAGAAACAUUAUUUCAUUGAAAACUUCAAUAUUGCUAUCCAGGGAAAAACUGAAACUAAUUCCCAGGACAUCAGCAAGCAGACAGUUAAAGCAGCAAAUGGCAAGUCAAUGAAGGUCCUGAAGGUUUUUACAGAAGUUCUGAGAUUCCUGAAGGACGAUGCUCUGAAAACCAUCAGAGAUCCAGAAGGUGGAGAGUUCACAGCAUCUGACUUCACCUGGGUGCUGACUGUUCCUGAACUCUUGGAAGAGUCCACUAAAGAGUUCAUAAUAAAAUCUGCAACUCUGGCUGGUCUGGUAACAGACGACACUAAAGACAAACUGAUGUUUGUUUUGGAGUCAGAAGCAGCUUUGACCUGGUGUUUGAAGCUUCAACCUGAUGGUUUCAUCACACAGAACCACAGCAGAGACUCACAGGAUCAACCUGCAGGAGCAGCAGAACCUGCAGGAGCAGCAGAACCUGAUACCAGCUGUAACGAUCCACCAGGAAGUCAGGAGGUUGUAAAGUUUAUGACCAAACCAGAAGAAACUGUAGUUCUGCUGGAGACCCAAAGAGACGGUAAACGGUACCUUGUUGUCGACUGUGGAGAUAGAAACAUUUACUUUACUACUCAUGAAGUCCUGGAAGGAGGAGUCCUGAAGACACUGUAUGAGGCUCCUAAAGACAAUCUGGGGGGAAAAUAUGUGGAUGACAAAUUCAAAGAGUUCCUGAGAGAAAUUUUCUCUGGAAUCUGGAAUAAAUAUGAACUAAAUUUCCCUAAUGAGAUUCAAAAAAUGAUGUAUGAUUUUACUCGUUUCAAACAGCUGGAUGAAGAUGUUCAGAUCUGUUGCCUAAGUAACCUGAGAGACGAAGCUCAGAAACAGAAAGAGAUUGAAACGUUCUUUGAUUCAGUGGAUGGAGCUUCCUGGGAUGAUGGAUCCAUCAGAAUCUCAAGAGACAAACUGAGAUCUUUCUAUGAAGAGAGUCUGCAAGAAAUCACCAAGAAACUCAGAGAAAUAUUAGACAAAAAUCUCAACAUUGGUUAUAUUGUGUUAGUGGGAGGUUUGGCUGAGAGCCAGAUUCUACGUCAGCACAUCACUGAUGAGUUUGGACCUCAGUAUAAAGUCCUGUGUCCUCUUAGACCCCAGGAAGCGAUCCUGAAAGGAGCCGUAGAGUUGGGGAGAAACCCGAAGUUGGUGGAGUCUCAGAGAAAACGUCCAGCUUGGUUCAAAUGUUUAUCAUGAGAUUCAAUUUUCUUUAUUUGUUCUGAAUAAUUCAAACAAUGUGUAUGGGUUUUUUUGUAUCUUUGUUUUUUGUCUGUUUUACUAGUUGAUACAAUUGUAAAACUUUUUCCAUGGUCCAUCUUUUGUUGUUUAGAACCAGAAACCAAUAAAUCAGUUUUACCAUCUUGAAUUUGUAAACUGAAUUAAAAAGAAGUAAAUUUUUAUUUAACUUGGUUUUCUUUUGUUGUAGUUUUUAUUCUUAUUUUGAGUCAUUUGAUUUUUGCUUUAGAAGAUUAGUUUGGACCUGAGAGGUAGGUGUCAACAUGCAGGUGUGAAUGUUUGAAAACUUGAAUUCCCUGAUUGAUAAAUUAGUGUUGCUUCCUGGAAGUUUAAUUGUUUUUCUAAUUUUAUUAAUGUGCUGCUUAAAUAAUUAGAGCUUUAGAAAACUGAUAAUUGAUUUAUAAACCAUGUAAACCGUC